UCUGGCGAUGCAGCUGCAGAACAGAGCUGCAGACGACAGCUCCGUGCUGACCAUCGGCGGAUUAUUCGACCGAUCGAAGAUGGAGGAGGCAGCGUUCAGGGCCGCCAUAUCGGCGGUGAACGGCGGUCGGCCGGCAGCAUCAGGAGGCAACCUGUCGGCCAGGGUGGAAAUUCUGCCGCCUGGCGACUCGUUCAUCGCCGCCAGAAAAGCCUGCUCCAUCCUGGAGGGGGGCGUGGCCGCCAUCUUCGGGCCGUCAUCGGACGUGAGCGCGGCGCACGUACAGGCGAUCUGUGAUGCGAUGGAGGUGCCCCACAUCGAGACCCGCUGGCAGUACCGGCUCACCCGUGACCCUUAUAGCGUGAACCUCUACCCGCACCCCGCGACCCUGUCACGGGCGUACGUAGACGUGCUACGUGCCCAGGGCUGGACGAAGUUCACCCUCAUCUACGAGACGAUGGACGGGCUGGUGAGGGUACAGGACGUCCUCAAGGACCCUCACUUCAGGAUUACCCUCAGGCAGCUCCCUCACACCCUCGAUUUCAGACCACUUUUAAAAGAUAUUAAAAAGUCUGGGUCGACGCACCUGCUGCUUGACGUGCGGCUCAGCAAACUGCAGAGUGUGAUGAAACAGAGCCAACAGAUCGGCCUUAUGACGUCAUAUCAUCACUACUUCAUCACCACACUGGACCUACACACGGUGGACUUGGAGGACUUCAAAUAUGGCGGCACGAACAUCACAUCGCUGCGCCUCAUUGACCCCGCCCACCCCCCGCUGCGGGAGCUGGUGCACAGCUGGAUGCCCCAACAGCCCACAAGCCUGCAGACCACUGAGAAGCCUCCGCCUGGUCUGCUGGCCGGCUUUCCAGACCAUCUGCCGUCAGACCUUUACAACACCAGGGCUGGGUUGGAAGAGCCCCCCGGCACAUCCACACCCCCCGACCCCUCGACCAGCACUGAGCUGCCCCAAGUGACGUCAUCAAAGGAACCUGACUUAGACUUGACAUUAUUAUCGACUGAGGUGGCCCUGAUCUACGACGCAGUGCAGCUGUUCGCCAAGGCCCUGGAGAACCUGGACCGCUCCAGCCACGUCAACGUGACACGUCUGCGUUGCGACGAGGACGUGACGUGGGGCCACGGCAACUCCCUCGUCAACUACAUGAAGUGGGUUCAGCUGGACGGGUUCUCGGGCCACAUCAAGUUCGACGCAGACGGGUUCAGACGGGACGUCAGUCUAGACGUCCUAGAGUUGACAGUAACGGGCCUCGAGGCCGUCGGACGAUGGGACUGGGCGAACGGCGUCAACUUUUCGCUGAGUGGAGGCGGCGGCAGUCGCACGUCCGCGCAGACGCUGCACAACAAAACCCUGCGCAUAGUGACGGUGAUGGCCUCCCCCUACACCAUGUUCCGGGAGUCAGCAGAAACACUAGUUGGCAACCACCGCUAUGAGGGCUUCUGCGUGGACCUCAUAACGGAGAUCGCCGCCAUGUUGGGCUUCAACUUCACCAUCGAGAUCGCCCCGGACGGCCAGCACGGCAAGUACAAUGCGGAGCAGCAGCGCUGGACCGGUCUGGUCGGGGAGCUGCUCGAGCAGCGGGCUGACCUCGCCAUAGGUGACCUGACCAUCACCUACGACAGGGAGCAGGCCGUCGACUUCACCACACCCUGGAUGAACCUCGGCAUCAGCAUCCUGUACUGGAAGGCCAGCAAGAAGCCCCCCAAAUUAUUCAGUUUCUUGUCGCCGCUCUCCAUUGACGUGUGGCUCUACAUCGUCACGUCAUACCUCGCCGUGUCCGUCCUGCUCUUCUUCCUUGGCAGGCUGACGCCGUACGAGUUCGUGGACCGAUCCCCCGAGAACAAUCAGUUCAGUCUGAGCAACUCGUUGUGGUUCACCCUGGGCAGCCUUCUGCAGCAGAGCACUGAACAGAUGCCCAAGGCAGCCAGCACGCGGCUCAUCGCAGGGCUGUGGUGGUUCUUCACGCUGAUCAUGAUCUCGUCGUACACGGCCAACCUCGCAGCGUUCCUGACCGUCGAGCGCAUGGUCUCUCCCAUCGAGUCUGCCGAGGAUCUCGCGGCGCAGACCAAGAUCAAGUACGGAUCCCUCUAUGGCGGAUCCACGUGGAAUUUCUUCUUCGAUUCGUCAUCAGUGGGCACCUACCAACGCAUGUUCUCGUUCAUGGAGUCUCAGCGGCCGUCGGUGUACGCGAGCAGCAACGAGGAGGGCGUGGAGCGCGUGGUUAAGAGCGCCGGCAAGUACGCCUUCCUCAUGGAGUCUUCGAGCAUCGAGUACAUCACCGAGCGCCACUGCCAGCUCACGCAAGUGGGGGGCCUGCUCGACUCCAAGAGCUACGGCAUCGCGCUGCCUCCUGGCUCUCCAUACCGGGCGCUGGUGAACGCUGCGGUGCUGCGAUUGCAGGAGCUCGGCAGACUCCACGACCUCAAGCAGCGCUGGUGGAAGGAGAGGAAGGAGGGGGGGAAGUGUAAGGUUGACGAGUCUAAGGCUGGUAACAAAGCCAACGAGCUGGGGCUGAGCAGCGUGGGGGGCGUGUUCGCCGUGCUGGUGGGGGGCAUGAUGAUCGCCUUCUGUGUCGCCAUCGGCGAGUUCAUCUGGAAAUCAAGAAAAGUCGCCAUUGCCAAGCAUGCGUCCAUCUGGAGCGAAAUGUGCCACGACUUCCGUCUGGUGGCCGCGUGCGACGGCUCCUCGUCCUCCAACCUCAGCAACAAGAAGUCGGACGUGCUCUCUUUAACGGACCAUGUGCGGUCCCCUUCCCCGGUCACGGUCACCGGCAGACCCCUGGAAAACUCUGGGUCUCAUGGACAUGUCCCCAGCUGUGGGGCGAGUUGCAGUCUCGCCUCGACCUACCUUGGGGACUCGCGGGGACAGAUAAACCCCAACGACCGCUCCCCACACUACACGAAAAAAACUCGAUCCCCGGACCGAUUCAACGUAAGCGACCUUCCGUCACCUGUUCUACAUGACCGCCGGAUGCCAUCUCCGAUCCGCGACUUCCGUCAAGCCCCUCCAAGUUUCUCGUGCUCCGGCAGCGUCCACAGUGAUUUCGGAUCGAAAACUCUUGACCGAAAGGACCACUAUGGCUCCAGAAACUUACAACAAAAUUCUGAUCAUUACGGGUCGCGAUCGUUAGACCGAGACGACCACCUUGAUGAACGUCCGAUGAACAGGCAUCUUCCACAGCAGAACUUAGGUUCUGUUGAUCUGGAUUGUGCAGAUCGAUUCGCUCCACGGAGUCUGGAAAGGACCGAAUUUUUGGAACCAAGACCGCUCGAUCGUUGUGAACCUUAUGGAUCUAGAAACCUGGACUGCUUGGAUCAUGUAGAUUCCAGAGCUCGGAACGAACAUUCGGCAUCACGGCCUUUGCAGCGGAGUGAACUUUGCGGAUCUAAAAACUCUGUUCGGAAUGAUAUUAUGGGUUCUCGAAGUCACGACAGAAAAGAGCAAGCCGAGAGUCGGGCAUCUGAUAGAGCAGAGUCUCACAUGCGUGGUGCUCACGGCGCCCUUGGUCCCCCUUUGGUGCACUCGCUGGGUAGGGUUGCCAGGUCUCCAUCAGAAGGGGAAAUUUCCUCAGAAAGUUCGAGCCUGCAGGCUCCUGAUUUGCCCUUUCAGCUCAUCCCUCGAGCCAAGUGCUCGUAGUAGACAGAGCGGGAGAAAGGACGAACAGGAAUGCCGUCUUUUCUUCCGUGAAGUCAAAUACAGAAACAGGAGAAUAUAUUUCUUGGAGUUGACUGAAGACCAGUCAAAAGUCAGGUUCAUUUGGCUAGAGAAAGAUUGAGAAAUUCACAGGAAAUCAAUGGAUUUUAGACAUGAAUACUUAAAGGGACUAGAAUGCUAAUGUUUGUUUUCAUCUUAGUCUAAAGUUUAUGUUCUAAAAGAUCAUUCUAUACUUGCCAGAA
This is a messenger RNA of Hyalella azteca, 3909 nucleotides long. RefSeq names its product glutamate receptor ionotropic, kainate 2. Gene Ontology annotation, cellular component: postsynaptic membrane; plasma membrane. Gene Ontology annotation, biological process: modulation of chemical synaptic transmission; monoatomic ion transport; synaptic transmission, glutamatergic. NCBI's taxonomy places the organism in Eukaryota, Metazoa, Arthropoda, Malacostraca, Amphipoda, Hyalellidae. Bases 8 to 3649 code for a protein of 1213 amino acids. Gene Ontology annotation, molecular function: transmitter-gated monoatomic ion channel activity involved in regulation of postsynaptic membrane potential; glutamate-gated receptor activity. The transcript is spliced from 21 exons. The record is from RefSeq and is a predicted model, not a curated record.